This is a messenger RNA of Ceutorhynchus assimilis (cabbage seed weevil), 2279 nucleotides long. The record is from the annotation of a GenBank genome assembly. NCBI's taxonomy places the organism in Eukaryota, Metazoa, Arthropoda, Insecta, Coleoptera, Curculionidae.
GCGCAGGCAAGAGGGAGGUUGAGGGCUGAGAGAGUUUAUAGCCUGGAUACGAGCAAAACUAUUGGUAUAGGUUAGGUUUAAAUAAUUGUAAAUUUUUGGGAAUAAUUCAAGUGCCUAUAUACAUACUUUUUAAUAACUAAUUUUAAUUCAACGAAGCAAUAGUUGUCAAUCAUAAUAAAUUAACAUUAUGGUUAAAAUAAUUAGAUAAUGAAACUUUAGUGUAAUUUAAAAAUCAAACAUGGCUCAAAUAAUAAAUUCGACUCAAUCAGUAGUUCAGCAAGCAUACGAUUAUUACCUAUGGACCUUAACUUUAUCAGACGAAAGAACAAAAGGAUGGCCACUAGUAGACUCCCCAAUUCCAACUAUAAUUUUCACAGCAUUAUAUCUCUUCUUAGUACGAAUAGGACCUAAAUAUAUGGAAAAACGUGAACCAUUCAAAUUAACGAUGCUCCUAGUACCGUACAAUAUGGCAAUGGCAGGAUUGAAUUUUUAUAUUGCAUUUGAGUUACUCACUGCAUCGACAAGACUGAAAUACAGUUACAUUUGCGAGCCAUGUCGGCAGAGUCAAAAUCCUGAUGAAUUACAGAUUGCAAAUGCUGUGUGGUGGUAUUACUUUUCAAAACUCCUAGAAUUUGCCGAUUCCUUCUUUUUCAUUUUAAGAAAAAAGAAAAACCAACUUUCGUUCCUGCACGUAUACCAUCAUUCAACCAUGUUCAUGCUCUGGUGGAUUGGCAUUAAAUGGGUACCAAGUGGUUCAACCUUUUUGCCCGCUAUGGUUAAUUCGUCCAUUCACAUUUUGCUCUACACCUACUAUGGCCUUUCAGUCUUCGGUCCAAGAGUUACCAAAUAUCUAUGGUGGAAAAAAUAUCUCACAAUUCUGCAACUUAUCCAAUUCACUUGUGCUUUGAUCCUUGGUGUAAAUGGUAUAAGAACAGGUUGUGAGUUUCCUUUGUGGAUGCACUAUACACUUAUCAUCUACAUGGUUUCUUUCAUUGUCCUCUUUGGAAACUUCUAUGUUACAGCUUACAUGGACAAAGGGAACCAAGUUUUCUUCGGAAUGGACGUUACAGGCUGUGGUCAAGGAAAUCGUUACGAGCAAGACGCUUACGUUCGAAAUGAAGGAAAGAAAGUAAACUAGACAGGAAAAUGUUUUAUUUCAAAUGCAACAAAAUUAUGUAUUUGAAAAAUACCAUGGUCAAUAUUUAUACGAAUUUUUAUAAAAAUAUAUUUAAACUAUUUAGGCUAUUUUAGGAUGCAGAUUUCAAAUUUCUUGUGUUUUUUUAAUCUAGACAACAUUUUGGGAGUUUGUUUUUAUUAUGCCUCAAAAUCAAUUAUAUCAUUUUAUUAUUGAAUUGUUUCGUUACACGUUUCAUAUUAUAUGAUUUCAUUAAAUAAGCUAUUAUGUUUUAUUAGUCUAUUUAUAUAUUAUUUUUUAAAUUAUUGUUACAAGUUCAGUAAAAGGCUAUUAGCUAUAUUUAUUUUUACGGUUAAUAUUAUACUAUAUGCAUUUUGUAUAUAAAAAUGAUAAAAAUAUAUUUCAUUUAAGUAUAGAAUAAUAGCCAGUUUGAUUAUCUUGUUGUUAAAUUUUAUUUGAAAUCUUUGGGGUACCUACGUAGUUUUUAAGAUUAAGGACACUGCCAUACAGAUAUUGAUUUUCUUCCAAUCAAAGUACCUACGUACAUGUAUUUUAACAGCUAUUUAGAAUACUUACUUCAAAAUAAUUUUGCUUAAAUGACUACCCUCGUUUGUGGGUUAACUAGUCCAAUAAUCAUAAUUAUUGCAAUAUUUUGAUAGUUUUAAUUUUAAUAUAAAAAGUAUUCUGAUAUUAGUGUCGAGUUUGGGGCAAGUUUGGGCAUCUGCCAGCUGACAGCAUAUUAUUUUUUUCUUCAUUAUCAGCUAAAUUAGCCCAUUGAUCAACAUUUUGACUGCUUUAUAUUAAGUAGGAACAUUUUAACUUAUCGGUACUUAUAGCAUAAUUGCAGGAGUAUGAUGAUAAUGCUCUACCAAACGUGAUAAUCUAAAUGUACUUACAAGAAGGUGUUUAAUAUAAUAUGGCGUCAUAUUGGCCUUACUUGCCCAUAAGCAUACCUUUCAUAAUAUACUAUAAUCAAUGUAUUAUUAUUUGUUUCAAAGAUAAUACCUCAAAUCACUUGUAUAAACAGAUGUUCCAUGGCAAUAUUUUAAAAGAAGUUCUGCUAUAAUACGGGCCUAUUUGGGGAAUCUGGAUCGUCUUAUUGACAAUAUUACCUAAUAUCAAAACAUAUAGAAUAAACUUUUUG